Oppiella nova is the source of this 560-nucleotide messenger RNA. The record is from the annotation of a GenBank genome assembly. NCBI's taxonomy places the organism in Eukaryota, Metazoa, Arthropoda, Arachnida, Sarcoptiformes, Oppiidae.
UGAGUCAAUACAUACAAAACUAUUACAAAAUCCAUAUACCAAGCGCUCAAAGUUUUUUAACCUACUCCUUGUUGUGCAUCAUAUUCACCACUUGGCUGGCGCUCAGGCCUACCAACAAAGGCCUGUUACAUGUAAUCCGUGUCAGGGGAUGGAAAUACAUGCUAUUAUCCGGUGUGGACGUCGCCGCCAACUAUCUACUGGUGAAGGCUUUCCAGUACACGGCCCUCACCAGCAUUCAACUCCUAGACUGCAUCCAAUUGCCGACAGUAUUAGCCCUGUCCUGGCUGUUCAUCAAAGUGAGGUUCGGCUUACUCCACAUACUGGGCUCCUGUAUCGCCCUAAUGGGUGUCGGGUGUCUGGUGUGGGCCGACAUCGAGGACAUUAGCGCCGAUAUCACACCGAAAAACCGAUUUCUCGGAGAUAUGCUGUGUUUGUUAGGCGCAGCCCUGUAUGCUGUGUCCAACGUGUCGGAGGAGUAUGCCGUCAAAUGCUAUAGUAUUGUCGAGUUUCUCGAUAAUGUGAUUAUAAAGUGUGUGCCGUUUAUGCCUUUCAUAUCGUGA